Messenger RNA from Lathyrus oleraceus (garden pea), 939 nucleotides. RefSeq lists its product as uncharacterized. Lineage: Eukaryota; Viridiplantae; Streptophyta; Magnoliopsida; Fabales; Fabaceae. The transcript has a single exon. Gene Ontology annotation, molecular function: nucleic acid binding; zinc ion binding. The coding region runs from base 1 to 939 and encodes 312 amino acids. The record is from RefSeq and is a predicted model, not a curated record.
AUGAUGCAGCAGUGGAAUGGUGGUUUGCAUCCUCAAGGAGUUCCACAGGUAGCUGUAGAUGGUAGUUUUCGAGAUUUCUUCCGCAUGAAUCCUCCGGAAUUCCAUGGUGGGUUGAAUCCUGUGAAGGCUCGAGAGUGGAUAACUGGCAUGGAAAGGAUUUUUCGGAUAGUGCAUUAUAGUGAAGAAAAUAAGGUUGUGUUUGCUUCUCACAUGAUUAAGGGUUCAACUGUGAGAUGGUGGGAGAGUGCUUCGACUCUUAUGACCAAUCAAGGAAUACCGAGAGAUUGGGAGAAUUUUAAGACAAUUUUCCUGGAUAAGUAUUUUCCUAGUUCUUUGAGGACUCAGAAAGAGUUUGAAUUUCAACAGCUCAGGCAGGGAACUGUGUCGGUAGCUGCGUAUGCUGAGAAGUUCGAAGAUAUGGCUUGGUAUUCCAGACAAGCCGCGUACGCACCUGAUGAGAGGUGGAAGAUUGAUCAGUUUCUUUUUGGUCUGAGGGGUGAAAUUUCUCAUAGUGUUUCUCAAAGGGAAUUCACUUCUUAUGCUGAACUGUUAAGACAAUGUUAUGUGGCUGAGAACAGUUUGAAGAAAGUUCAAGAAGAGAGGGAUCAAUUCAGGAGUGGGCAGAGAGACCAAGGAAGACCAGGAAGCCAAUUCAGACCUAGAUCACAGGCUUUCAAGGGAAAACAGGUGCAACAUGCAAGACCUAACCAACCUUCUCAAUGUCAAGCAUAUAAGAAGUAUCAUUUUGGAAGAUGUGAUGUACGUGGAAUUAGGUGUUUUACUUGUCAGAGAGAGGCACACAUGUCUAGGGAAUGCCCUCAGAAUAAGAAUCGGAUGCAGGGGAGGAGUACCGGUCGAGUUUAUACCUUGGAUGCAAGAAAGGCUAAGAGCAACAAUGCCUUAAUUGCUGGUACGUGUCUCGUCAACAAUCAUCCUUGA